AUGGUGGCGUUUCAGACUUUCUACAGAUCACAGCUCUGCGACGACUUUCUUUGCGCUGCGUUAGAUUAUUUUGCUGCGCUUCUCAAGACUCUGGAACGGAAAGACAUCAGAGAGAGGAGUGAUGAUGAAUCUUUUGUUGUCACAACAGAGGAAGAAAAGGCAUCCAGCAUACUUGAUCAGACAAUGAGAGAAGUUUCGACAUAUUACUGUUUCAUCAUAAUGCAUUACAGCAAGUCGCAAGCUGCGCAACAAGACCGAAAAUUCUUCGAGACCCUCUACGCCUUCGUUUCCAACAUUGUUUGCGCUGCCUUCCCCUUUCAACACAGCUCGACGAUCGAAGAUGAACUUGGAAGAAUAUUUCGAACUGAGACCUUCAAUCUAACGCGUCGCAAGAACGAUGCGAAUCAUCCAACGAAGCAGUUCUACACAGCGAAAGAACUCUUCGUCUUGAAGAAUUCAGGUGCAGGCCUUUCAGGGAAGAAGCUAACCAAUUCCUUGCAUGCUCGUAGACAGAUCAACGCCUCGGUCAACGUUGCAAUGAAGCAAAGGAGUGCUCUUACGGCAAAACUGCUACCUACCACCCACUCGAUUCUGGAGCAGAUGAACCAAAAUCUGAUAAUAUCGGCAGAGCAUUGCGAGAUCCCGCAGCUCUGA
Molecule: messenger RNA, 654 nt
Organism: Guillardia theta CCMP2712
Lineage: Eukaryota; Cryptophyceae; Pyrenomonadales; Geminigeraceae
Exons: 8
Coding region: 1-654 (217 amino acids)
Biological process (GO): negative regulation of phosphatase activity
Molecular function (GO): phosphatase binding
Source: RefSeq, a predicted model, not a curated record